This is a messenger RNA of Paramecium sonneborni, 174 nucleotides long. NCBI's taxonomy places the organism in Eukaryota, Ciliophora, Oligohymenophorea, Peniculida, Parameciidae. The record is from the annotation of a GenBank genome assembly.
AUGGAUAAUUCUAAAUCAAAAUAAAACUAAAAAACCGAACCAUUAAGACCCUGUUGUGCAUGCCCAGAAACAAGAAAAUUAAGAGAUGAAUGCAUUGUUUCUUUAGGAGAAGAAAAAUGUUAAAAGGAAAUUGAAAAUCAUAAACUUUGUUUGAAAAAGCUUGGAUUUGAAUGA